GUGACGCCUACAGUUCUCUUCGUGCACUGACUUCAACAUCAAUAAGCAAAGCUUACGGUCGCGUGCGCCUGAAAGUGUCCAACACACACCAUAUCAAGCAUUUCUUGGUUUGUUUUUAGUUUACUAAAUUUGGAAAUGGACCAAAAGGACACGGAAAUGAAUGAAAAAGGAGUCUCGUCUUCUACCAGCGGAGUAGUUGUUCAAGUCAGGGAGAAGAAAGGACCUUUACGCGCUGCCAUCCCCUAUAUGCCUUUCCCAGUAGCAGUCAUCUGCCUGUUUCUCAACACAUUUGUGCCCGGACUGGGCACGUUCAUCUCAGCCUUCACGGUUUUGUGCGGAGCGAGGACGGAUCUGCCUGACCGGCACAUGUGCUGCGUGUUCUGGCUGAACAUUGCAGCUGCCUUCAUUCAGAUCCUCACUGCCAUCGUCAUGGUGGGCUGGAUCAUGAGCAUAUUUUGGGGAAUGGACAUGGUCAUUCUUGCAAGCUACAGGGAACAGGCCGCACCCCAGCAGCUCUGAUUGCUGCGCUUGAAACUUAAUCUUGAAUGUGCACCUUUUUCCUGUGCUGUCUGGUCAACAUUAAUGGGAGUUUUGAGAAGGCCCCCAGGUAGCUUGGGAGAUCCAGGGGUUGAUCACAUAUAGAUUCACAGUCACACUCCUGUUGUUACUUCCUGUCAGGUACUAAAUAAAAGGGACUUGACUGUCAAGAGACAGAAAAAAGUAUGAAUAUGAUCUGUGAAUAUCUCAAUAAUUGUACAGAUGUGUGAACCAUCUAUGUGCCGAACACAUACUUUGCCUGUCAGGGAAAACCGAUAUAGUUUAAACAUGCUCUAAUCUGUAAUAUGCUCUAAUGUGUAGUAUUAAUGUGCACUAAAUUGACCAGUAUACACUAAGGACAUAUGAAUGUCUUAAACUGGUGGACCAGGGCUAGUUUAACUUUGAACUCCAGUAAAUAUUUCUCAGAGUUGGUUUAUUUUUUAAAAGCCAAUCAUUGUAUAGACACAUACCUUAAAAGCAACAAAAAGCUAUUGAAUAUUUCCACUGUUAUUGCCAAGGAAAAAGAUGAAUACAAUUUGUCCUUCUGUGACAAAAUAUACCUUUUGGUUAAAAUUUUCCUUCAUUGUAUGGUUGACCCUUUCCUGAAUGUUUGCCAGUAUGGUGUAAUUAUGUUCACUUGUUUACCUAAGAGCAAUUAUAAAAUAUGACAAUAUCUGAACUAGAGUUGUGUCCCAAAUUACGCACUAUACACUAUACACUCAGUCAUGUAGUGUAUGAAUUUUCAAAGUGUAGUAUCGUCCCAAAUGGAACACUUCACGUUUUUUGUACUACACAGAAGCAUUCGCCAUUUAACAGCUGACGGAACUGAUGUUUCAAACACAUGCAAUGUGUUUGCUAGUUGCUACAUUCUCCAUUAUUUACAAUUGUUUUGUCAGAUGAACAAUGCAACCAGGUAUCUCCGCCCCUUCCGCAAUGGGCGGGCCCUGGAUUUUACAUAGAAAUUGGCCCAAAAGUUGUUGAGCGGGGUUUGGGGUUGUCACUGUCCUUUUCUGCAUAUCGUGGUCCCCUUCAGCAUAUCGCAGCGUUGCUUUGCGGCCCAUUUGGCAUAAUGCAGCAGCCCGUUUCAUCUUAUCGCCACCUGUUCAGCACCGUUCGGCCCCAUUUCGUGGCCGGGCCACUGUGAAAAGUCCCGGUUCUCCCUAUAGCCUGUCCGCCCCGUCUUCUGCUACGUACGGCAAGCCGCGAGGGCUGAGUGCAUAAAGUGUCCAAAAUUCCACACCCCGUUUGGAUGGUUGAAGAAGUGCAUCAUCCGGGUACUUAUAGCAUACUUUUGUUGCAUUUUCAGUGUUAACAUACUACUCGCACUACUAACACUUCAAAAUGACUUAGAAUAGUGCAGUAGUGUGCGAUUUGGGACACACCUUCGGUUUUUGAAACCUACAUACAAAGCCACUGCUGUAGAAAUCACGCGUUUGCAUAUUUUGACUUGUCUCAAAACCUUAUAGUCACUAAGAUUUAACCUUUUUGAUAACUUCCCAGUGUGCAACUAGCUCCGGUCGCCACUAUUUACAUUUUUUAAAGAGCUGUCCAAUGAAAAGCAAAGCAUAAUAAUGCUGAAUAUUUUGCUUCCCACAGAGCACUGUAUGAAUACAUAUUACACUGAAUAUUUACUGUAUAUGGUCAUGUGCAUUAUCCACCUUAUUUUUCAGUGAAACUAGGGCGCUGCCAUUAUCAACCUUGAAUGUGGACCACUUCAGGUAUCAGCCACUUCCAGCUAUUUUAGCGAUACAAAAAUAUUACAUUAUGCUGCUUUAUAUUACAGGCUGGCAGUUUAUGUCAUCAUAUUAUUAUCAUUAAUUAUGAUUUUUAUAAACUCAUUGGUUUUGAAUGCAUAUAGUUUUACCAUAUAUCGCAUUUUGCCAUCGUUGUAUCACACUGUUGCACAGGCAGAAUGAAUGAGAGGUCAGGCGCUGACAGGACAGUCCUCCGCACCGUCUGGAACACCUCAACUUUACACAACCAGAAGAGAGAAGAAAGCCGCUGGGCAAAUGCUGCUUUAACUUUCUUUGCACCAAAACUGAAUCUUGUUUCAUCUUGGCAAAUUAAUAAGCGCAUUUUACUCUCCGUUCUUGUCAGAGAGCAUUCUCUUUGCAAAAUAAGGUGGAUAGUGUUUAUAGUAUUUCUUUAUUGUGUGCUGUGUAUAACUCAAAUUAAGCCUUAUAAACAGGAAGUGUGUAAUUUUCUAUUUGUUUUUGUUAUCUCUACUAGUCUGAAAUACACAGAGACCAACAGCUAAAAACAAAACCUUUUCUCUUCACUCCAAAAAUGAAGUCAUUACCCUUACUUAAUUGAAUUUGAGAAAGUUUUUACAAGCAAUUUAAUCUAUUUCAUUCAAAUUAAAACAGUUUAAUUGAGCCAACAUAAUUUAGUUGGAUUAGGUCAAAUCAGUGCAAUAUAGUUGGUUUAACUCAACUUUAUUAGAUUCAUCUAACUUAUUUUGUUAUGUUGGUCAAACAUAUUAAUUUACUAAGGUUUAUUUAAUUAAUUGUCAUAUUUUAGUCCAAAUUCAUUUCUUUUUUUAAUUGUCAGUAUAUGCUAGGUGAGCAAGUGUAAGGAUAGUGAGACUGUUGCACUGUCAGUUUGAUAGCAACUGCUUAAAGAGCUAAGUAGCAUUCAAAUCAAACAUCACUUAAAAGUGCAAGUCCUUCCUCAACCAAAGCACAAGUACCAGUUUUCACCACAAUGGUAACCCCCAAACACUAGCUAAACAAACACUACUUUAUAUACUAAAUUAUAAAACAGGCCAGUAAACAUGAACAAAACUCAUUCUGUUCUUAUCUUGCUAAAAAUGAAUUAAAUAACAUUUGUUCACGCCAUCUAGUCCCCUGCAAAGCAUGCUGGAAAAUGGAAAUCCCCUGGCCAGUUUCCUCUGUGAGAUUAGGCUGGUUUCAUCAAUGCUACAAAAAAUAUUCAUGUAAACCUUACUCGAAUGGAUUAAGUAAACUUUAAUUGUACAAAUUUGAUUGAAUUUAACCUAAUGAAUUUAAGUUAAGACAAAAUGUUCUAGAAAUGUGUUGCUUUAGUUCAUUUUAAUUAAGUGAACAACCUGCAAAAAUCAAUUUUUUUGAGUGUUGUAAUUAUCAGUUGUUAAGUAAAACAGACAAGUAUUGGUGAAUAAUAGUGGGCCAGUUGCCAUAGUGACCGCCCACUUUAAUCAACUCAUGCGUAGGGGAUGAAAUAAUGUAAUUAAAUUGAGUUAUUUUUAUUUGACCGACUUAGGGAAAAGGUACAGCACAAACUGUAAAAGUCAAAACAGUAUCAUUUAGGGGUGUGACAUUGAAGAAUUAACCGCCAAUUGCUAAUGGCACCAGCAACUGUGUAAGCAGAAUAUUUGGUGUUGCUGAUUGCACAAUGUGUUAGUAAAAAUCCAGUAAAGUCUGAGGUGGCCCAUUCCCAAAUAUUAGAUACUUUCAUUCACAACAUGACUAUUCUGAGGAGUCCCAAAUUUAGCUGAGUCUCUAUUUGGAUAUAAAUAGAUAUUAGCUGGUCUCUGGUGUGAAUGUGUGCUGUGAAUGUAUUUGAGGGUUUGUUGCAAAUAUGGAUAGAAACUAAAUUUGUUGUGUAGAGUUGUGUGUUGUUCUAUUUAGUGCUGCCUUUUUUUAAAUACAAACAUUACUGUAGAAUCCAGUGCUAAGCCCAAAGGCAUUAAUUUAUUACAGCCAAACAUACUGUAUGUUACUCAGUAGACUCACACAAUGAUUUUGUAAACUGUCACUCCUCUGUAAAUGUCAGAGGUAUCAUAUCUAAUAAAUUCUUCCUC
Myxocyprinus asiaticus (Chinese sucker) is the source of this 4318-nucleotide messenger RNA. Its product is annotated as protein stum homolog. The record is from RefSeq and is a predicted model, not a curated record. Bases 136 to 519 code for a protein of 127 amino acids. NCBI's taxonomy places the organism in Eukaryota, Metazoa, Chordata, Actinopteri, Cypriniformes, Catostomidae. The transcript has 3 exons.